Emericellopsis cladophorae is the source of this 1053-nucleotide messenger RNA. RefSeq names its product bZIP transcription factor. Lineage: Eukaryota; Fungi; Ascomycota; Sordariomycetes; Hypocreales; Bionectriaceae. The transcript has 3 exons. Bases 1 to 1053 code for a protein of 350 amino acids. The record is from RefSeq and is a predicted model, not a curated record.
AUGACAAAGGAAAAGCCGACUCCACCGCGGCGGACACGUAGUGAUGCGCAGCUGGCCCAAAAACGACAGAGCGAUCGCGUCACGCAUCGUCACAAUCGUGCAGAGGCAAAACAGCGCAUGCUCAAGGUCGAGAGGGAUGUGGAGAACACUGCGCAGCGCAUUGCCAACAUUGAGAGCAGCGUGACAUCUCUCCGUGACGAUCUUCGCGCUAUUCUCUACCAGUUGCAUCAGGGCCAGGCGCCUGGUAGCGCAGUGUCCCGGUCCGAUUCCCACCAGCAAUAUGCGCCUCAACAAGCCUCCACCCAAGCAUUCACGGGAGUUUCCGGACCACUGAACACGCACCCCGUCAACCAGCAACCAUCCCCCGCUGACGCACAGAGACCACAGACGCUCAGCGCCUCGUAUCCACAUGCCGGGCUACAGGUCGAGUGUCGCUGCGGCAGAGAGCACAAAGCGCGAAGCGAAUGCGCCGAGUACUCCAGCUUUGCCUUGCUGUACCAUCAAACGCAGGCUGCUUUGCGCGAGAGCCCCGCGAUCAAUGAACCCUUGCCGCGGAACCCAGCCUUGGAGGAUCUACUCUCUCGUCCCAAGAGUGACAAUGGUCUGGCACUGGGCUUAGGAUCCAUGAUUCGGCAUUUCAACAUGGCCAACGUCGAAACGCAUCUGGGCUUCAUUUUCCUUGCCUAUCGGUUCAUGCGGUGGCGAUUACAUCCAGACGAGGCAUCUCUAGAAGAUGUGCCAGAGUGGCUGCGCUUGACAUCCGUUCAAGAAUCGACACUACAUCCUCUCAUCAUCGACUACAUACCUUGGCCGACUUUACGCGACUAUCUCUGCCUCAAUCAGCGCCAAGACGACAGACACAACGCAGAACUGUAUAUGAGAUCGUUCCGGCUCAAGUGGCCCAGCUCUCAGCAGCUUUUGUCCUUGAAUGUCUCGGGCAAAGUGACUCUCCAUCCCGACUUCGAAAACGUGGUGUGUGAUAUCAACAACUGGACAAUGGGCUCCCCUUGGACAGAUGUCUUUCCUUACUUGCAUAUGCAUGUCGGCCUCUGA